ACAACCUCACAAAACAUACCACCGCAAUCAUGGCCACUUCAACACAACAGGACUUCGCGAAGGAGAACAGCCUGCUCUCCCAACUCAUCCCGAACCUCGAUCGCCAUCUCGUCUUCCCACUGCUGAAUUUCGAGGAAGAGGAUACCCCCGAAGACCAGGACACGACCGACAUCACGAAAUUGAAAUAUGCGCUCCUCAAACAGACGAACAUGCACGAAUUCGUGGGCAAUCUGUACGCAGAAUUGAAUGAUCUUCCGGAGCGACCGAAUGAAUACACGAAGAAGAGCGAGGAGGUUCUUGAGCGACAACGGAUAUUCCAUGAGGAGACGGAGAAGAUUCAGAGUCUGCUCGGCGAUGCGGACGUCAUCAACAACUUGCGCAGCGACAAGAACAGCAACAUGAACUACUUGAAGGAGAACCACGGCGUGACACCACAAAUGGUCGAUCAGCUGUACGACUUCGGCCAGUUCCAAUACACCUGCGGCGACUACGGCACCGCCGCUGAGCUGCUCUACCAAUUCCGCAUUCUCUCCACCGACAACGACAAGGUCAAUGCGGCGACAUGGGGAAAGCUGGCAUGCGAUAUCUUGACGGUCAACUGGGAGAGCGCAAUGGAGGAGGUCAUGAAGAUCAAGGAGAGCAUCGACACGCGCCUCUUCAACAACCCACUCGCACAACUUCAGCACCGCACAUGGCUGCUUCACUGGUCGCUGUUCCCAUUCUUCAACCACGAGCCCGCCCGUGAAGCUCUGACCGAGCUCUUCUUCUCUCCCGCCUACAUCAACACCAUUCAGACCUCAUGCCCGUGGAUUCUGCGAUACCUUUGCGCUGCUGUCAUCACAAACCGCAACCGACCUGGUAGCAAGGGCAACUUCAUGUACGGCAACUACCAGAAGCAGUUGAAGGAUUUGGUCCGCAUUGUUCGCCAGGAGCAAUACGAGUACAACGACCCCGUGACCAGCUUCGUCAAGGCGCUGUACGUCGACUUUGACUUUGAGGAGGCGCAGAAGCGUCUGCUCGAGGCUGAUGAGAUUCUGCGUGCCGACUUCUUCCUCGCGGCUGCGGCGGACUCCUUCAUCGACUCUGCGCGCCAUCUCAUCUCCGAGUCGUACUGCAAGAUUCAUCAGCGGAUUGACAUCAAGGACCUUUCAACGCGUCUCGGUCUCUCGCACGACGAAGGAGAGAAGUGGAUCGUCAACCUCAUCCGCGACACCCGUGUAGACGCCAAGAUCGACUACAAGGCCGGUACCGUGGUCAUGAACCACCCACCCGUCAGCGUCUACCAGCAGGUCAUCGAGCGAACCAAGGGUGGCUUCUUCCGGACACAAGUUCUCAGCGCUGCGGUGGCGAGAUGAAGAAGUCUUGUGCAAAGUAGCAUUUACACUUCUGAAAGCAGAGACUCGGGUCCGGGGUGGUUGAUGUGGAUAUGAUGAUGGUCGGAUGAAUUCUACCGACU
Molecule: messenger RNA, 1456 nt
Organism: Zymoseptoria tritici IPO323
Lineage: Eukaryota; Fungi; Ascomycota; Dothideomycetes; Mycosphaerellales; Mycosphaerellaceae
Exons: 2
Coding region: 30-1355 (441 amino acids)
Biological process (GO): translational initiation
Cellular component (GO): eukaryotic translation initiation factor 3 complex; nucleus; cytoplasm
Molecular function (GO): translation initiation factor activity
Source: RefSeq, a predicted model, not a curated record